Amphiprion ocellaris (clown anemonefish) is the source of this 3259-nucleotide messenger RNA. RefSeq names its product proline-serine-threonine phosphatase interacting protein 2 (gene pstpip2). Gene Ontology annotation, molecular function: actin filament binding. Bases 70 to 1074 code for a protein of 334 amino acids. Gene Ontology annotation, cellular component: cytoplasm; actin filament; plasma membrane. Gene Ontology annotation, biological process: actin filament polymerization. NCBI's taxonomy places the organism in Eukaryota, Metazoa, Chordata, Actinopteri, Pomacentridae. The transcript has 14 exons. The record is from RefSeq and is a predicted model, not a curated record.
UGCAGGUCUUUCGUGUCAGUUUGCGUGGAGUCUGGAAGUGUGAUAGCUGCUGUCUGAAGCUUUUCAGUUAUGAAAAACCUUCAUUACAAGGAUUUCUUCUGGAACUCAGACUUGACCUGCACUGGGGGAUACGAUGCCAUUAUUCAGUAUCUCAAUGAUGGCAAGAGAGUAUGCAAGGAGGUGGAGGAGUUCAUGAAAGCCAGGGCUUCAAUUGAAGAGAAAUACGCCAAAGAUCUCCUGGGUUUGUCCAAGAAAGUGUGUGGACACAAUGAAAUGAACUCCUUAAAAAGGUCCCUGGACGUGUUCAAAUUACAGACUGAACACGUGAGUCUGUCGCACUUACAACUGGCCCAGAACAUGAGGGACGAAGCCAAGAAACUGGAAGAUUUCAGAGAAAAGCAAAAAGAGGCGCGAAAAAAGAUAGAACAACAGAUGGAUGCUCUUCACAAACAGAAGGCUUCACAGUUCAAGAAGACGAUGGAUUCAAAGAAGACGUACGAUCAGAAGUGCAGAGACAAAGAAGAAGCAGAUCAGAACAUGAACCGAAACACCAACAACACCAAGCACAUGGAGAAGCUCUAUUCAAAAGCUCAGCAGGCCAAACAGAAUGCAGACGAAGCAGACAGGUUAUAUCAGCAGAAUGUGGCCACAAUGGGAAAGACUAGGGACGACUGGAUGAAGGAGCACAUUAAGGCCUGUGAGAUGUUUGAAAAACAGUCAGUGGAGCGCAUCAACUUUUUGAGGAACACGGUGUGGACUCACCUCAACCAGCUUUCCCAGCAAUGUGUGACCAGUGACGAGCUGUAUGAGGAAGUGAGGAAGUCGCUGGAACAGUGUAACAUCCAGGAAGAUCUCGAACACUUUGUAAACCUCAGGCGGACUGGCGACAAACCACCAGCUGCUGUUGUGUAUGAGAACUUCUACAGUGGUCAGAAGUCUCCAACUGCAGCUCCUCCCUCCCGACUGCCUCCACCUAUCACCAGGAGGGGACCACUACCCGAGCCAACACAGAACAGUAGGGAUACACUCUACUCAACGGUGCAGGACGCCGGCUACAGUCUCAUCCAGUACUAACACACACAGAUCCACUGGUGGACUUAUUGUACAUGUUGUGCUGCACAGACAGCAAGUUUAAUGGCUGUAUGGGAUUACUUCCUCCUUUGUGAGUCCUUGUAAACAUAAGGUCAGGCAGAAAAUGUGUGUCAUAACUGUGUGCAUAAAAAGUUUCAGAUGAGGUUAUGUUGAUGUUUUGAACUUAUCACUGUGUUAUAAACAGUAGAGGAAAUAUCAUAUACAUAUAUUAUAUAUUUUAAUAUAAUAUUUAAAUCCUGAAAAUAUGAAAGAAUUGUGUAUUUGUCAAGGUCAAAACAGAUUAAAAACAGGAUUUCUGCUUCAUAUUUUGAUGAAAUUGACACUUAAAAGUGAUCAAGCAUACACCUAAAACAGCGGUCUAUCGAAUUACUGUAUAAACUGAAUGAAUCCGUCCACUGUCCCGACACAGAGGCUGUCAACUAUUGUGUGUGUCUUCGGGGCUCUUUCUUCUACAUAACUACAUUAUAGUUUAUUUUCAGGUUUGUAUUUAUUUUUAAAUUUAGCACACUUGCAACGGUGAUUCACAAAAUCAAGCAAGUUCUCAUCUGUUUACUUGUUUUCAUUUCCUCCAUGUUGUGAAAGUAGCGUGUCAGCUGACAGAUAUCUUGUGAUGGAAAGGGCCCCUUGAAAUUGCAACACUUGGCCUGUUUUCUUAAGUCUCCAAAGUCCUGUAACUUUCAAGUUUUCUGCUCUACAUUGACAUUCUAGUAAUCCACAUACAUGUGUGAUGAGGAGUUUUUGCACUUUGUUUUUUCUUUAUUUUUACUGAAAAUGCACAAUUUGUAGAAAUGUAUGCUUUUGAGAUUGCAGAAGUAAAUAUUCUCCACUGCACCUUUUCAAAGUCCAUAAUAUUCCAAACCCUAUCAAAUAACUUGAUCUGCGUUAUUACAUCACACAGGAUAGUAUCUCAUGGAAAUGUGCUUGUUUGACAUUUUUGGACAAGCAAACAUUUCAUCCAAACAGUGCCUACAAAUAAAUAAGUUGUUCUUGAACACCAAAAGGAAAAUUAGCUUUUGCAAUAAUGCAUUCAACAAAAACAGUAAUAGAGUAACAUUCUGCUGUUCAAGAAGUAAGUACACUUUGGAGCUGAUAUUGCCCUCUUUAGCAUAAUUAUCCAUGAUCUCUGACAUCCACUUAUUGAAAAAAAUCAAAACUCUUCAGUGCAAAAAUUCUCCAGUUCCAAGGUGUUUGAGGGUGUGACCAUUUCAAUUCACUCCACAACAUUUCAGUGGGUUUAAAUGUAGGCCUGGCCAAAGCCCAACAUUUCUUCUUUUUGAGCUAUUCCUUUGCUGGAUUUAUUGUGUGUAGGUCAUUAUCCUGUUACAAGCUCCACCUCUGGUUCAAAUUCAACUUUCAGAUAGUUGUUUUUAGCCUUUUCCUGAGGCCAAAGAACAUUCAUCUGACCAGAGCGCAUUUUUCCAAAAACCCAGCACUUCUCCUGUAUGUUCACAUAACUUCACUCUAGUUUUGUAAUAAUUUUCUUUUUGGACAGCAAAAGUUGCUUUCUAAUGAAUCCCUUCCUGAUUGUAGACUCAUCACUUUGACACAUACAGCUGCAAGAGUUACCUGCAGAUCCUGUGAUGAAACUUCAGGGUUUUUGGAGAUUGUAUUUGCAUCGAACACUCUGCUUUUUGGGCUGAGUUUGCAGCAUCAGUCAGUCCUGGACAAACUGACAGCUUGUUAAGAAUCUAUGCCACUUGUAGAUGAUUUUCCACUGUAAUAAUUAACUUAAGGUAACUGAUUCAUCUCAUAUUGGUGAUAGUUUUUAGAUCCCUUGCCAGGUUGAGGUAGCUAGCCCUUUUGUUUCUUGAGGAGCUCUUUAAAUCUUGGCUUGAUGAAACCACAGACUUCAGUAGCUAAUAGAACAGUAGCCGCUAGGUUUUAGAGGUUUAAAUAAGACAAGCUCAAUCUGACAACACUUAAGCAUGUUCCAAUAAUUGGUACCUAAUCUGGAUCACUUGAUUCUAAUUUUAUGGAUUUAAAGAGUGUCAUUUGUUUGAGUAUAUCACCUUUAUCUGUAGGCACUGUGUCAAAGAGAAUCAAAUAUGUCAAAAAGCCAACAUUUCCCAUGAGUUGUACUUUCAUUAUGUAUAUAUUAUUGAAGAUGUUAUUUUGACUGUCAAUCAUGACACGAUGAACAUCUCAAAUAAAAACAAAGACAGCUUUA